UGAUGGCAGGCUAAGGGGUGGCUAGGAAACAGGCUCCGUGGGAGGGAGAGGGGCUGGCUAGUCUCCUGGGCCUUUUGCCUGAUUGCCAGAGUCCUUGGCUCCUUGCGGCUCAUUGGGUUUGGGGGAAGGGGCAGCGCUCAUGGUGCCCAGGGCCCAUGCCAUCCUCAGUGCAGUGACUUAUGGGUAAGGGGCUACUAAGGGAGGAGAUGGGAAUCUGGCCUUUCACACCCAGAUGGGAGCUGGUGUGUGGGGAAGCAGGCCCCAGUCCUGGCUUGCCGAGCAGGCUAAUUGAGCUGGGGCUGUGAGCUGAGCCUGCUCCCGGCAGUGCUCUGCCCUAGAGCCAGCUGGGCUUCUCCAUACGAUGCUUGGUCCCUUUCGCACGUGGCUCUGGGCUCAGUGGGGCUGUUCCUAUGGAGCAGGAAGCCUUGUUACCAGUCCCUGCUGCUCACUGAAUCCUUCUUGGGGCCAUGCCCCCCCCCCACCACCACAGAGCCAGGGCUCUGCCCUCUGGACUUGAGCCAGCAGGCCCCGGUGGGGCGAACGGGCCGGGUCUCAGGAUGGCUGCAGAGCAAAGGCCAGAGUGAAAUCUGGAGUAGGUUGCGCUACAGCUGGGGUCUCCUGCACUGUGCCAGCCCCGAGUCCUCUGCGUCAGCUAGGAGACAGAGUCCCCCCAGGCCAGGGAGCAUGUCUCAUCCCCGGAGGGUCACAGACCCUGCCCCCUUCCCUGUGUCUAUUCAGACUGAGCUCUGGGGGCAGGGACUGUCUCAGGCUGCGUCUGUGCAGCGCCAGGCGUGAUGAGUUCGGUAAGGGUCGUGUAAUGAUGCCCUCCGGGGAAAGUGGUGCAGAUUCCUGUGCAUUCACUGGAACGUGCGAGCAGGGCACUUGGCUCCAGGCUGAUAGGGCUCAGUUAUGCCGCUCCACCCCAGGGAGCCUGAACCCCGGCAAUGCCCAGGGAUGCGGAGCCCAGGUGGGGCCUCACCCUGCUCUGCAGACAUCCAAGACAUCGGUUUCCGUGGAAACGGCCCAAAUUAGACCAGGAAGGAAAGAAUGGGGCCCUGUUUGAUCUCCCUCUCGGGGAGGCUGCCAAGGGCCUGCGCUCGCUGGUGCAUUCAUUCCAGGGUCUGCGUGGGCCUGCCUGGGAUCCAGCAUCUGCUCCCUGCUCUCCACCACCCGGGGCAGUGUGGGGCCAGGGCUUGGCUGGAGGGGAAAUCGUGCGUCACAACAGGGGCCUCUGUCACGGACUCACAGGGACUCGUGCUCUCUUGGCUCCAUACGGUCCCUGGGAGGAACCCCCUUCAGUGCGACAGCCCUGCUCAGGGGUCUACUCUCUCCCGGGGGCUAAGCCCCUCCACCUCCUGGAACUGCACCUCUCUGAGCCUCAGCAUGCCUGUCUCUGCUGUGGGCCCCCUCAGGGAGUCCCCUUACUCUGGACCCCCGGGGCCUCCACUCCCAGGGGGAAUAAUGCCCCCCCGAUCUCUAGACCGGAGCGACUCUUGGCCAGCGUAACACAGGAGGGUUUAUUGAGCGUCUGAACCCAGCACAGGAAACUCUCAGGGCCCUCAGGCCUGGCCUCCCUCAGCACGGCACAUCCAGGUCUGUCCCGCAUGCAGAUGGGCUCUGGCUGCUCCCUCCUCCUGGCGCAGAGACCCCCUCCUUCCAGCCGAGGCAUCCGAUAUCACCGGCCCCAAUAGCUUCUCCCCGACCUUUGUCUUCCAUCCCAGUUCCUAGAAGCCAAGGAUCUAGGCCAGGACUGUGCUCUGGGACCUGACCCCUCCCCGAGACCCGGUCCUUCCGCUCCCUGAGACGAUGGCGAAUGUCACCAUGGAUAACUUCUCGUGCUAUGAGGCGUCCAUCGUGGGAUACCGCUACGUGGCCGUGAGCUGGGGCAUGGUGGUCACUGUGGUGGGCACGCUGGGCAACAUGCUGACCCUCCUGGCCUUUGCGGCUGACGCCAAGGUGCAGACCCGCUUCAACCUGCUCAUCGUCAACCUGACGCUGGCCGACAUGCUGUACUGUGCCGUGCUGCAGCCCUUCUCCGUGGACUCCUACCUGCACUUGCACUGGCGGGCCGGCCCCAGCUUCUGCCGUGUCUUCGGCAUGCUGCUCUUCGUCUCCAACUCAGUCUCCAUCCUGACGCUCUGCCUCAUCGCCGUCAGCCGCUACAUGCUCAUUGCCAACCCGGCCCUCUUCAACCGGAACUUCUCCCGCCUGGGUGUGGGGCUCAUGGCCCUGGGUACCUGGGUCCUCGGCUUUGCCAGCUUUGCCCCGCUCUGGCCCGUCUUCGUGCUGGUGCCCAAGGUCUGCACCUGCAGCUUCCACCGCAUCAGGGGCCGGCCCUACACCACUAUCCUGAUGGCCUUCUACUUUGUGGUGGGCCUCAGCUGCGUGGGCAUCUUCUACUUCCUCAUCCACCGCAAGGUGAAGGGGGCAUCCCACGCCAUGGACCGCUACAAGCUGAAGAAGGCCAGCCUGAAGGGGGCUUAUGUUGCUGGGGCCAGCUUGGCCACGCCAGGCCAGUUUGUGGAGCUGGACAGCGGCGUGGACACGGGUGUCUCCCAGCACUCCAGCAUCUCGGAGCAGGGCCAAACCUCCAAGACACUGGUCAUGGAAAAUGGCCCAGCCUCAGCCCUCACCCCAACCCCGGCCCCCACCCCUGCCCCUGCCUCUGCUCCUGCCCCUGCCCUCACAGCUCAGGCCCCAGUGGUGCCCAAAAGCCUGCCCUCCCAGCCCAAGGACAGCAACAAGGAGUUCCGGAAGGUCACCUGCAUGUGCUUCGUGGUCUUCCUCUUCUUCGUCCUCAGCUACAUCCCCUUCCUCCUCCUCAACAUCUUCGAUGCCAAGAACCGGGCGCCUACAUGGUUGCACAUGGUGGCCGCCAAUCUGACCUGGCUGAACAGCUGCAUCAACCCCGUGCUGUACGCCGCCAUGAACCGCCAGUUCCGUGAGGCCUACACGCAUGUGAUCUCCACCAUCUCGCGCCGCCUCUGGUGCCUCUGAGGGCUGGGGUGGUAGGGGGGCAGGGCUGCCCCAGAUCAGAAAGCUGCCUUGGUGCUGCCCCGCAUCCCAGGGGGACCCCAUAUCCUGUCUUGCCCCAGGGGAGGACAUUGGACCCAAGCACAGACUCAUGCCAGAUGCGAGCUUUGCCCUGCCCCGGUGCCUCCUGCUGGUGGCAAGAGGAACUGCCCUCUCUCUAGGGAGGUGGCAGGGGCAGGUUGGUGCUGAGCCCUGCCCCACAUGGGCUGCCAGUGAUGGGCUCUGUGCUGCCUUCGCAGAGUGCUAGCAUGGACUGUCCCUUUACCCACCGUCCUUGGCCUGGUGAGGUGGUGGAGGCCGGCUGGGCCCUGCCUUCCCAGCUCUAUUUAUUGUCUGUUCCUGAUUUACACCUUGUAAUUUUUCUAUCACUGCCUCAAUGAAUGGAUCCCUGUGUGUCUAUUAUUGGCUGCAUUGCCUGUUCCCAGCCAGCGAACAAGCCCUCCAUCAACUGUGGGGUGGGGGGGGCCUGGGGCCAGGGCCGACCAUAGGUCUGGGCUAUGUGCAUAUCCAAGCACCAAGUGUGGGGAGGGGAUGGGAAGGGGAGGGAAUAUGUCAUAAACAUAGAAGUAAGGAUAACAUAAAAUCUCUCCUGGGAAGCUGUACUAAAUCGCUUCACCUAUAAGGGGUUAAGAAGCUCAAAUAACCUGAUUGGCACCUGACCGAAAGGACUGAUAAGGAAAGAAGAUACUUUCAAAUCGAGGGGGGGGGGGUUGUUUGUGCUCUCUUUGUUUGUUCUCUCUCUGACCAGGCAAGUAAACCAUCCCCUGAAACACACCUGAAAUGAUUCAUCUAAGAUUACAAAAAAUUGUAAGCAAGGGCAAGGAAAUACGUUAAAUUAUCUUUUGUUUUAGCUUGUGAAUUUUCCCUAUGCUAAGAGGUAGUUUUAUUCCUGUUUUUUAAAACUGUGAAGCUAAGUCCAGAAGGGAGUCCUCUGUGUUUUAAAUCUUUUUAUUUCCCUGUAAAGUUAUCUUCCAUCCUGAUUUUGCUGAGAUUUUUUACUUUUUUCUUUAUAA
Molecule: messenger RNA, 4046 nt
Organism: Dermochelys coriacea (leatherback sea turtle)
Lineage: Eukaryota; Metazoa; Chordata; Testudines; Dermochelyidae
Gene: GPR84
Product: G protein-coupled receptor 84
Exons: 2
Coding region: 1807-2997 (396 amino acids)
Biological process (GO): neuropeptide signaling pathway
Cellular component (GO): membrane
Molecular function (GO): urotensin II receptor activity
Source: RefSeq, a predicted model, not a curated record